Messenger RNA from Etheostoma spectabile (orangethroat darter), 925 nucleotides. It is a transcript of the gene msmp2, whose product is annotated as microseminoprotein, prostate associated 2. The record is from RefSeq and is a predicted model, not a curated record. The coding region runs from base 223 to 612 and encodes 129 amino acids. The transcript has 4 exons. Gene Ontology annotation, cellular component: cytoplasm. Lineage: Eukaryota; Metazoa; Chordata; Actinopteri; Perciformes; Percidae.
AAUAGCAAUGUAGAAAGUAGAGAUAAAGACGUGCUGGUUCAGUAUAAAUAUCUGAGCCCACAGGGAGAGAGAGCAUCAGUGGCACUGAGGAGAAGACGCAGAGAGCCGAACGGGGCAAAGAGGGAAUAGAAAAACAACAAGAGGGUGAAUGAAGGCAAGAGGAACAGAAAAAGAAGAAAGGGAAGAUUUUUAUAAUUACAUAUUGGAAACUUUACAAUAGAAAUGGUCAACACAGCAGGAAGAGUGCUUUUGGCAUUAAUGUUACUGAGUGCUAGUGUACCAUGUUUCUCUGUGUAUAACAGUGGCGAGUGCUUCUUUAACACUAAAGGGAGCUGUGAACACAUGGGACAGGUGUAUGGGAUAGGAGAAAGCUGGAUAACCAAUGACUGUUUCCAGUGUGUCUGCAUGGAGCCUUUUGGUGUAGGAUGUUGUGACCAUGGAUCCAAACCUGUGGACUAUCCAGACUGGUGUGAGAUCAUCCGUAAACCUGACUCUUGUACAAGUGUUGCAGUGAUGAGAGUAAAUCACAAACUACCCUGCCUCUGGGGACGAGGCCGUCUCAGACCAGCUUCAGGCAAACCGUGGAAUUACGACAAUGAUCCUUUAUUUUGAGUUCAGCAAUUAAUGAAAAAAUAACAAUAUAGCAAUGUAUGCUUUUUAUUUUGGAUUCAACAAAUAAAGACCAUCUUUAUUCAACAAAUAAAGACCAUUUUGUCACAAGGUUUUGUGAGGGACUUAACGGUACAGAAUUUGAAAACAAAAUCUACAUAUGACUUUAGGACUUAUCUAUCAACUCGGUUUAUGUAUAAUUUAACAUUUUAAAAUUGUGUUGUGGAUGUUUGUUGUUGAUGGCACUGUCUGAAUGUCUGGAUUGUUUCUGGUUAAUGUUUAAAGAUUAAAUAAAAAUGUACUGUAUGUCUAAUGU